This is a messenger RNA of Opisthocomus hoazin, 2268 nucleotides long. The record is from RefSeq and is a predicted model, not a curated record. Lineage: Eukaryota; Metazoa; Chordata; Aves; Opisthocomiformes; Opisthocomidae.
AUGCCAGUGUUGCCCCUGGAUGAACUCCAGCUGACAGAAAGGGACCCCAAGACAGGGAAGCUGAGAACUUUACCGGCACUGCACCCAGAAAUAAAAGCAGAUCGGUCUUUUGUGCUAUACAGACCGCCACCGGUUGUCAGAGACCCUGCUUUAGUGGAAGAAUUCUUGGAGCGAGCAAAAUUCAUUGCAGAUGACCUGAACUGGCUUCUGGCUUUGCCUCAUGACAAGUUUUGGUGCCAGGUAAUAUUUGAUGAGACGCUUCAGAAGUGCCUGGAUUCCUACCUGUGCUAUGCCCCUCGCAAGUUUGAUGCGUUGUUGGAUUGCCAUCCGGACGUGAAUGACAUGCAGAAAUGUCUUCAUCGGAGUGUCUUCCUGACUUUCCUCAGAAUGUCCACUCACAAGGAGUCCAAGCAGCAUUUUAUCACUCCCUCUGUCUUUGGAGAAAUUAUUUACAAUAACUUCCUGUUCGACAUCCCGAAGAUUCUGGAUCUCUGUGUGCUUUUUGGAAAGGGAAAUGGUCUCCUGCUCCAGAAGAUGAUUGAAAAUAUCUUCACCCAGCAACCAAGUUACUUCAGUGACCUCAACGAAACUCUGCCCACUGUCCUCCAGGUGUUCAGCAAUAUUUUGCAUAAGUGUGGCUUGCAGUGUGAAGGAGCCUCUGCUGAGCCCCAGAAGUUGGAAGAAAGAGUGAAUGUGACUCCGGGGAACAUGCCACUCCAGGAGCUGAAGGAUAUUGUGCUGUACCUAUGCGACACUUGCACGACACUGUGGGCGUUUCUUGAUGUCUUCCCAUUGGCUUGCCAGACCUUCCAAAAACAUGAGUUUUGCUACAGAUUAGCUUCGUUUUAUGAAUUGGCAAUUCCCGAGCUGGAAUCUGCAGUGAAGAAGAGGCAUUAUGAGGAUAACAGCGUUUUUGCUGAUUUGUGGAGGAGAAUUUCACACUCCAGGAAGAAGAUGAUAGAGGCUUUUCACAUCCUAAUAAACCAAGUCUGUCUGCAGCCCAUCUUAGAAAGCAGCUGUGAGAACAUUCAGCCUUUUAUUGAGGAAUUUCUACAGAUCUUCACUUCAGUGCUUCAGGAAAGGAGAUUUCUCCGUGACUAUGAUGAGCUGUUUCCUGUUGAGGAUGACAUCAGUCUGCUUCAGCAAGCGUCCUCCACUCUAGAUGAGACCAGGACGGCCUAUAUCCUCCAAGCAGUGGAAAGUGCGUGGGAAGGGGUAGACAGGAAAAAAGCACAAGUUGUUAAAGAUCCACCACCACCAGCAGCAUCUAAUGGAGCGUCAGCAAUGGUGGAGAGCACUGCUGAGGACGUGGAAGAGCUCGGGGCUGCAUAUGCAUCAGAGGAUGAGUGUGCCGGUGCAGCUGCUGCGCUCACUGUCAAGGUGUCCGGGGUGGAGCUGGACUCCCUGAUCUCUCAAGUCAAGGACCUGCUGCCAGACCUCGGGGAGGGCUUCAUCCUGGCCUGCCUGGAAGAGUACAGUUACAACGCGGAGCAAGUGAUCAACAACAUUCUAGAAGAUAAACUGGUGCCAUACUUGGAUAAGCUGGACCGAACAAUGCAAAGACAGCUGAAGCCAGACCCUACUCCUCUAGUCACUUCUCGCUAUAAUGUUUUCCAGAAUGAUGAGUUUGAUGUUUUCAGUAGGGAUUCAGUGGAUGUUUCUCGGAUACAAAAAGGCAAGCGAACGAGAGAGAAGGACACGACGAGGAGUUUGCUGAAUGACAAACGCCUGGUUGCUGAGCAGAAGGAGCGCUACAGCCAGUACAGCGUGGUCGUGGAGGAGAUUCCUGUGCAGCCAGGAGAAGCCCAGCUCUACGGGGAGGACUAUGAGGACGAGUACGAUGAUACUUAUGAUGGAAACCAAGUUGGGGCAAAUGAUGCGGACUCGGAUGAUGAGCUGAUCAGCAGGAGGCCGUUCACAAUUCCUCAGGUCUUGAGACCUAAAGGACAGGAAGGAGCCCAGGAGGAAGAGGAGGAGGAUGAAGAGGAGGAGGAGGAGGAAGCUGAAAAGGAAAGAACAAAGGACCAUUUUGUGCAGGACCCAGCUGUGCUGCGGGAGAGAGCUGAAGCCAGGCGACAGGCUUUCCUGGCGAGGAGGGGGCACAAGCACGAUGGCUCUGCUGUUGUUGGGAAUGCGAAGGGCCAUGGGCAGAACCGGGAAACGGUGCAGGAACGAAGGAAGAAGGAAGCGAACAAAAGCACAAGAGCUAACCACAACCGGCGAGUCAUGGCUGACAGAAAACGGAACAAAGGCAUGAUUCCUUCCUGA